Cucurbita maxima (winter squash) is the source of this 437-nucleotide messenger RNA. RefSeq lists its product as uncharacterized. Lineage: Eukaryota; Viridiplantae; Streptophyta; Magnoliopsida; Cucurbitales; Cucurbitaceae. The record is from RefSeq and is a predicted model, not a curated record. Bases 133 to 435 code for a protein of 100 amino acids. The transcript is spliced from 7 exons.
UGAGAUAUCCUCUUUACUCAACCGCCCGUUAUUUUUCUCCCCUUUCCACAUCUAUCCAUUUCUUCAUUUCAUUUCAUCUCUCCCUCGCCGCUUCCGCUCUCUCUCUCUCUCUCUCUCUCAAGGAAAUCAAAUAUGGCGGAUCAUCAAAGAGACGGAGAAGAAAACUCCUUCCCCUUCCGUCAAAACCAGGAAGCAACGGCAGGAAGUGGGAACAGAUAUGGAGGACUUGCCCCAAAGAAGAAGCCAUUGAUUUCAAAGGACCAUGAACGAGCCUUCUUUGACUCUGCUGAUUGGGCAUUAUGCAAGCAAGGAGCAGGGCUCUGUAACAGUGUGGCCGUAGAAAAGCUCCAGCCUAAACUUCAGAGGACUCCAAAGCCACGGGUUCCACCAAGGAGGCCGGUAUGCACAUAUGAGAAGGGCAAUACUGUAGAAUAGAU